AGCUUUGAAUUUCAUACAUCGUACAAUGGAUACUCUUAAGUUUCUAACUGCCGAAGAAAAGGCCUCAUAUGACAAUAAUGGGUUUAUAAAACUGUCUGGGAUAUUCACGGAUACAGAAUUGAAAACAAUUUCAAACGAGUAUAACGAUCUUUUCGAACGCAAGAAUGCAGAUGAUCAAGGUGGGCUUGAAGCAGCGUGGGUUGGAGAAAGGAUGAAACGAGAAGCUGGGUACAUCGAUUAUACGGUGAAAGCGGUUCAUAACUUGCAAAUGCAUAGCGCUGUAUUCACCAAGGUUAUAACACAUUCAAAGUUGUUGGAUGCUGUGGAAGAUGUGAUGGGGACAGAAAAUAUCCUGUUACAUCAUACAAAAGCACACAUCAAACCCCCUGAAAAUGGAGCUCCAUAUCUGAUGCAUCAGGAUUAUUCCUACUUUCCUUUCAAAAACCAUACCAUGUUAGCUGUUUUCCUGCACUUGGACGACACAACACCAGAAAAUGGAGGUCUUGCCGUGUAUCCGGGAAGCCACAAACUUGGGCCUCUCGAAGACAAGGGUCUGACAGACAAGAAUGGCGAACAAUAUCAUUACGUGGAUCAGGACAAAUUUCCGCUAUCAGGAGCUACUCCAGUCUCAGCAAAAAAAGGUGAAAUAAUUAUAUUCUCCUAUCUCCUCCUCCAUGGAUCGUACUUAAACCGCUCCAAUAGACCUCGAAGAAUGUUCCUAAUACAACUGAGAGCUGCCGAAGAUGAACCUACCGAAUUAUGCCAUCAAUCUCCAGCACAGAAUCUUGUGCUUAGAGGAAAGAACAAAUACCGUGCUGCAAGUAUGGCUACUCGAUUCAAUCCGUGAUACGAAAAAUUUGAACGGAUGCAUUCCUAUAUUCCUGAAUUUGUGUUCUUAUAUCGCCAAAAUUUUUCAUUAAUAUUCCAUACCCUUAUUAUAUACCAUUGAUGGUAUAUUGAUCUCUUUGAAUAAAACCACCAAGAGGUUGACAGUUA
This is a messenger RNA of Athalia rosae (coleseed sawfly), 996 nucleotides long. Its product is annotated as probable alpha-ketoglutarate-dependent hypophosphite dioxygenase. The coding region runs from base 26 to 847 and encodes 273 amino acids. The record is from RefSeq and is a predicted model, not a curated record. Gene Ontology annotation, molecular function: phytanoyl-CoA dioxygenase activity. Gene Ontology annotation, biological process: fatty acid alpha-oxidation. The transcript has 2 exons. Lineage: Eukaryota; Metazoa; Arthropoda; Insecta; Hymenoptera; Athaliidae.